AUGAAAGGGGAUGUGGCGAUUAGUGGAUGCUGCUGUUAUUGUCCUCUAGAUGGCAGUAGUGCUGAGCACACAGUUAGCAGAGGCAUUAUCCGAGUAAAAGCUCAGAGCAAGGAAAACUCGUGUGGAGGUUCAGUGCUGAAGAAAUCACGACAACACACUCCAGCUUUUAUAUUGAACCUUCUGCUGCCAGACUGUUUAUCUGACGGACACUUCAGCUGCUUGCCUUUAUUCAGUAUAUAUUGGGGCUCAACUGUAAAUUCCUCUACAGAAGCGAUCAGGAACACUGGACUUUAUUUCAGCUGAUAUUUCAUACACAAACAGGCCUGAUGGAGGAGACACACCAUGUUAAAAUGAGAGCAAAAACAAAAUCACUGAAGAGAAAAGACAAAAAACGUGUCACCUGCACUCAGUGUGGAAAGAGUCUGGCAAACAAAGAGAAUCUCAAGAGCCACAUGAGGAUCCACACCGGAGAGAGACCAUUCACAUGUUCUCAGUGUGGGAAGGGUUUCAGAGAUGCAUCAAACCUUAGUAGACACAUGUUGAUCCACUUUGGAGAGAAAACACACAAGUGUGAUCAGUGCGGAAAAUCAUUUCUGUUGGCUUCAAGCCUGAAUGAUCACCUUAGAGUUCAUUCAACUGAGAAGCCUUCAUGCUCUGUGUGUGGAAAGAGUUUUGCAUACGAAGGAAAUUUAAGAAAACAUCAGAAGAUCCACACCGGUGUGAGAGAGUAUGUGUGCUCUGAGUGUGGGAAGACUUUUAUUACAUCUACAAGCUUACAACAACACCAGAUGAUUCACACUGGAGAGAAACCUUAUAUAUGUUCACACUGCAGCAUGAGAUUUAGUCAGUUUUCACAUCUGAAAACACACGAGAGGAUUCACACUGGAGAGAAACCGUACAAGUGUUCACACUGCGACAAGAGAUUUACUCAGUUGGGAAGCCAGAAAACACAUGAGAGGACUCACACUGGAGAGAAACUGUACAAGUGUUCACUCUGCAAUGUAAGAUUCGGUCAUUUAUUAAGCCUGAGAACACACGAGAGGAUUCACACUGGAGAGAAACCGUACAUGUGUUCACACUGCGACAUGAGAUUCAGUCAGUCAUCACAAAUGAAAUCACAUGAGAGGAUUCACACUGGAGAGAAACCUUACAAGUGUUCACACUGCGACAAAAGAUUCAAUCAGUUAGGAAGCCAGAAAAGACAUGAGAGGACUCACACCGGAGAGAGACCGUACAAGUGUUCCCACUGCGACAACAGAUUCAAUCAGAUAGCACAUCUGAAAUCACAUGAGAGGAUUCACACUGGAGAGAAACCGUACAAGUGUUCACACUGCGACAUGAGAUUCAGUCAGUUAAGAAGCCUGCAAAUACAUGAGAGGAUUCACACUGGAGAGAAACAAGUGAGAUUCAGUCAGUCAGAAACAUUGAAAAACACACAAGAGUGUCACGUCUGAGAGUAACCUUAACAAAUAUGCAAACUUGCAGUAUUGAUGGGUUGUUCUGGAACAAAUCUUUAAUGUGACUCUGCAGUAACGAGUCCUUUCAGAGUGAUUCUUUCAUUGCUCUGUGUACAGAUAGGGGAAUAGUUCAAGAGGUCAAUAGUUAAAUCAAUAUUUUUAUCUGGAAGAGCUCAACUCUUUCAGUAUUCACUGCACCCAAAAUGUGUUAAACCCUGUCAAUACACAUUUAAAAGAUAUUGGAGAAUGUUUUGUUCUUUAAGUUUAGGAUAAUUCAUUAAUAUAGAUCGAUUAAAAUAUUCUACAAUGGCA
This is a messenger RNA of Danio rerio (zebrafish), 1769 nucleotides long. NCBI's taxonomy places the organism in Eukaryota, Metazoa, Chordata, Actinopteri, Cypriniformes, Danionidae. The record is from RefSeq and is a predicted model, not a curated record.